This is a messenger RNA of Naegleria fowleri, 1353 nucleotides long. RefSeq lists its product as uncharacterized. Bases 1 to 1353 code for a protein of 450 amino acids. The record is from RefSeq and is a predicted model, not a curated record. NCBI's taxonomy places the organism in Eukaryota, Heterolobosea, Eutetramitea, Acrasida, Naegleriidae. The transcript has a single exon.
AUGUCUAAAUUUUAUCCCUACCAAACAAAUUCUCAAUGUUCACAACCUGAGCUACCAAUCAACAGUAAUCAAUCCUUGUACUGGCCAACAUAUCAACUCAUUCCGAACUUUAAAUCUCCACAAUAUGAGUUGUCUCAAAUUAACACCAAUCAAUCCUCGCAAGAUUACAUUGAUCAACCCAUAUUCUGGCCUUCAUACUCAUGGCCUUCGACAUUCAUUCCUACACCAUCACCAUUAUUGAUGACCAAUAACAUUACAACAUCCGAAUCUCAAAGACAACAAUCACCAACAAUCACCAACAAUCAUGCAUCAUCAUCAUUAAACGAAUCAGUGAGCGAACCAGUUUCAAAUUUUCCAACACAUUCUUCUUCAUCAAAGGAGUUCAAAUGGAAGCAACGAUUAAUAAAUCAGUACAAUUCUUCUCCCCCAAUAACGUCUAUUGUUGGGAAAGUUUGUUCCAACGACCGAAUAUGCUUGGAAGAGACCUCUUCUCAGCUAAAAGCAAGAUACUUCCUUGAUGUCAAACAACAUCUUGGCUUGACUCAUAUCACUGAUGAUAUUGUUACCAAUUCUUUCAAUUACAAAUGCACUGACUAUUUUGGUGAUGCAAAUUAUGGAACCAAGACGAAGCGAAAAGAAAAGCUGCUACAACGAUUAGGAGGUCACGAUAUUAUUUGCAAAAUGGAUCAAUUUAAAGAUAUUUAUGAAUUUCUUGGGAUGUUAUGGAGGGAAGGAUUGCUGAAUGAAGAUCGUAUGAAAGAGGAAGGUUUGUUGGAUAGUAUGGAUUAUAGUAUGUCAAAACAACAAGAAUCAUGCAACGAACAAACGUUCUUCUCAAAAGAAAGUAAUACGAUGUCUCAAAUUAAGAACCACCAAACAGAGAACCAUAAAAAGCGUAACAGAAAUGACAACGACAACCAAAACAAGAAAAAAACUAGUGCAAGACAUUUCAAAUUGAAAGAAAACACUUUAAAGCAAGUUCUUGUUAAAAACCGAAAAGUGAUUUCUAAUAAGGCCGUGGACGAACUUCGAACAGAAGGACAUGUCAAAAAUUUAACACCCUCACCUACCUUAUUGCAUGCACAAUCAACGACAGACUUAAUCUGCACUGACAUAUUUAAUGUAAAGGUUAAAGAAUUAGAUGGAGAUCGAAAAAUCAUUUAUCACUCAAUUCUCCCCACUGUAUGUUGUUAUGUGUUGCAGCACAAGAAGUGGAUUGGUUUUAUGAAGAAAAAGCAGAUACAACUUUGUAAAGAGGAUCAAAUCGAUAACAAGGAUUUAAUUGUUGCGUUGAAUCUUGAUUAUGCUGCCAAUUCAAAACUGACUACUUUGACCAUUAUUGUGAUCAAUUAG